Geodia barretti is the source of this 688-nucleotide messenger RNA. The record is from the annotation of a GenBank genome assembly. Lineage: Eukaryota; Metazoa; Porifera; Demospongiae; Tetractinellida; Geodiidae.
CAACGCGAUGAACAUAACGUUAAUCCGAACUCACAAUUGAAGGAGGUCCCGCAUGCCUGAUAAGGAUAAAAAACAGGGACGAACAUCUCGCGCCGGAACUUUUUGAAAGGCGUAGGUACAGGUACCGUUGCUGCAACUGUCGCGCCGAGCGUCUUGAUCGGCAGUGAGAAAGCCGCCGAUGCCCAAAUGGGCGACGCUAUCGCUAAUGCGACAAUCCAACUCAAUAUCAACGGUAAAUCGUAUCAGGUCGAGGUUGAAGCGCGAACAACGCUUUUAACCGUUUUGCGUGAUGGAAUUGAUACAAGCGGGAAGCAACAUCGACUUAACCGGUGCCAAACUAAUUUGCGAUCGUGGUGAAUGUGGUGGCUGUACCGUCAUGGUAGACGGAAAGACGAUCUACGCUUGCAUGAUGCUCGCAAUUGAUGCACAGGACAAGCAGAUAACAACCGUUGAGGGAUUAGCAGACGGCGACGAUUUGCACCCUGUUCAGGAAGCAUUCAUCCAACACGACGCGAUGAUGUGCGGAUUCUGCACACCCGGUUUCAUCGUCUCAUCCGCAGCUCUGUUGAACGAAAACUCGAAACCGACGCUCGAAGAAAUUAAAGGCGGGCUGUCUGGCAACACGUGUCGCUGCGGAACCUAUCCAUUCAUCUUUGAUGCUAUCGAAACCGCAUCACGGAAGAUGUGA